This is a messenger RNA of Sitophilus oryzae (rice weevil), 1202 nucleotides long. Its product is annotated as cell division control protein 42 homolog. Gene Ontology annotation, biological process: small GTPase-mediated signal transduction. The coding region runs from base 275 to 985 and encodes 236 amino acids. Lineage: Eukaryota; Metazoa; Arthropoda; Insecta; Coleoptera; Curculionidae. Gene Ontology annotation, molecular function: GTP binding; GTPase activity. The transcript has 4 exons. The record is from RefSeq and is a predicted model, not a curated record.
UCGAUUCAGUCUGCGGCCGCGAACUUCGAAAUGACUCAGUCCAGUUACAUUUAAGCCUAUCGACGCGAGCAGAUCUCGUUUUUCCCGUCCUUCCGCGCUUUCAGUUUAUUGUUUCGCGUUUUUUUUUUCGUUCGCUAAUAAAUUCAUCCCUUAAAAAUGCCGCGAUUUUUGGUUUAGCUACAGAAUAAAUUAGAAUCGUCCAUAAUUGAUUAAUGACAGAUCGAAACAAAAGAAUCGCGACCGUUACUGAAACGAAAACAUCACGGUAAUCUUGAUGAAGAUGACACCGCAAUGCAAUCCGGUGUUGCAUUACACGAAACAGCCGCUUCUGCCGCAAAACAAUCAGGUGGUGGUGCUGAAUUCGUCGACAACGAAGAAACUGCAGAAAACCGAACGGAAAAAGCGGAAAAACAGGAUCAAGUGCGUGAUCGUCGGCGACAAACAGGUGGGAAAAACUUCUCUGGCAGUGUCCUACAGCAACGAUAGUUUUCCUAACGAAUACGUACCCACGGCGUACGACAAUUAUAACGUGGACGUACUUGUUGAUGAUGAACCGGUACGGUUAGAGAUCUGUGAUACAGCUGGAGAGGAAUUAGGGGCAUCUCUGAGACGGCUCUGUUACCCCGGGACUGAUGUAUUUAUGUUGUGCUUCUCCGUAGUACGACCCUCCUCCUUUGAAUCCGCCUGCAAGCGAUGGGCUGACGAACUCACCCGAUUGGGGGCGCCAGUAGUACUGGUCGGCUGUCAAUCGGACCUACUCAACGAUUUCGAGGUUAUAAGCAAUCUCAGUCGGCAGCAUCAAAAGACUGUGGCAACGGCGCGAGCGCAGGAACUGGCGCGCAGACUCAACGCCACCUACGUGGUAACGUCAGCCAAAACCUGCAACAACCUGAAAGAGGCGUUCGACGAGGCUAUCACGUCGGCCUUGAAAAGGAGGCACCGACACAAGAAAUGGUGGCUGAAACUGUGUUGUUGGAAACGAUAGAAUAAGAGGGAGAUUUUUAUAAUCUCUUUGAAUUUUAUUUGUUUUUGUAAACGUCCUGGGUCGAAGCUAGAAAGAAAUAAGAGAUAAAAGAAUAUGCUAGGUCUAGUCACUCCAUUUGCGUGGUCUGUAUUUUAAUGCAUAUGACAGAGAUAAAUAUAAAUGACCGGUUGACAGACAGAGAGGCAAAAUAAAAAGCGGCAUACAGUGUUGCCGGUUU